Molecule: messenger RNA, 1768 nt
Organism: Bubalus bubalis (water buffalo)
Lineage: Eukaryota; Metazoa; Chordata; Mammalia; Artiodactyla; Bovidae
Gene: ZFAND2A
Product: zinc finger AN1-type containing 2A
Exons: 7
Coding region: 182-745 (187 amino acids)
Biological process (GO): proteasome-mediated ubiquitin-dependent protein catabolic process; protein targeting to ER
Cellular component (GO): cytoplasm; endoplasmic reticulum
Molecular function (GO): zinc ion binding
Source: RefSeq, a predicted model, not a curated record
CGGCUGCCUGGGCCUCUUGCAGGGGCCGGUCGGGGGUCCGGCCGCAGACCUCGGACGGCAGGGCGCCCGUGUCCCAGCACACCGGGGCUCUUGCUCCACGGACGCAGCGCCAACAGCGCGACCACGGCGGGACUGAGGUCACGUUUCACUCUGCCGUCUGUGUUUUGGACACGUUCUCACAAUGGAGUUCCCUGAUUUGGGGAAGCACUGUUCAGAAAAAACAUGCAAGCAGCUAGAUUUCCUUCCGUUAAAAUGUGAUGCGUGUAAACAAGAUUUCUGUAAAGAUCAUUUUACCUAUGCUGCACAUAAGUGUCCCCUUGCAUUCACCAAGGAUGUCCGGGUCCCGGUGUGCCCACUCUGUAACAGCCCCGUCCCAGUGAAACGGGGGGAGAUCCCCGAUGUGGUGGUCGGUGCGCACAUGGAUGGAGACUGUCGGCGUCCCCCUGGGCAGGAGACGGCAAAGGUGUUUACGUUCCGCUGCUCCAGGGAGGGCUGCAGGAGGAGAGAGAUGCUGCGGGUGGUGUGUGAGGAGUGCCGCGGCAGCUUCUGCCUCCAGCACAGACACCCUCUGGACCACGGCUGCGCCCGCAGGGGCCACCCCGGCAGCUUAGCCGGGAGGAGUGAGAGUCCCCUGCCGCUUCCUGUGACCGUUUCUUGUGGCGUCUGCCUGAACCAGGCGGAGGGUCCUCUCAUCCCUGCGCAUGUGGCCUCCGUGCUAGAGGUUCAAAGUAAAGUGAUGGCGUGACUGAUCGUGCCCAGACUGGCCUGUUCUCGUGUGUUACCUGCACUUUAUGCUCUAGCAGGCCCCUGCUUCCCAUGCGAGCAGCUCUGGCCUGGGUGUCAGUCAAGGGGCUUCCGUCACUCAAACCACCCACAGCGGGUCACACGACGUUUUCCCCAUGUGGCUCCUGUGGUUGGCCAUCCGAGCCCAGGUGGAGGGGGACCGCCUCCCCUGUUGGGGUCCUUGUCCAGGUGGCCCCCGCUCACCACUCCUGCUCCAUCCACUGAGAGGACAGCCGUGACCCUCUGACUGCAGGCGUUGAAGUGAUGCCAGGAGAGUCCUCGUCUCCUGGGACCUCGGGCACCAGGAAACUGGAGGAAGAGAAAUGCUGUCCGGUUGGGUCCUCAUUGUAACCCACAGGGCACGCAGCCGGGUGCCAGACAAACACCACACGGUUACCCUUUGUUUGCUGGGUUCAGAGCCUCAGGGUACGAUGGAGGGCAGUGUUGGGUGCCCGUCCGCAGGUGGGUGAUGCUGCUGUUUGUGGCCCUCCUCUGGUUAGCAGUGGCAGGUCUAGGCUGCUGGCUCUCCAGAUGUGCCAGGAUCGCCUGGGUGCCUGUGAGGAGCGCCGCCCCCGCCCUGCCCGAGUCCUGAUGCCGUGGGUCUUGGGGCCACGUGCAUGGAGCGCUUCCUGGGGUCCGGGUCUACUCGGCGGUCACUAGCGGGACGGGGGAGCCUGGUGGGCUGCCGUCUAUGUGGUCGCACAGAGUCGGACAUGACUGAAGCGACUGAGCAGCAGCAGCAGCUGGUGUGAGGAAGCAGGGUUGAUGUCGGGAGCUUGAGUGUGUAUCUUCUCAGCUGCAAGUUUUAUGACAUCCAUACACAGAUCACGUCUUUCUCAGGAGAGGUUAAUGUCCAAACUGAGGCUCUGUAGAGCUGGGUUUUGAAGACAAUACCAAAAAAGAAAAAAAUCUCGUUACAAAUAUUUACAGGUUGAAAUAGUGUUUUGGAUAUAAUGGGCUAAAUAAAGUAUUGAAAUGAAUUUUA